AGCUAUUAGAAUUUUUCUGUUAAUUCUGCCUCUGUAUGGUGGCAUUGUUAUUGGUGCCAAGAGAAGAGAACAGCAACGUCUUCAAGAAAUUGUCAAGACGUGUGGAUUUGAAACCAUUACAAAGUUUCUCAAGGAAGAUUUACCACAGGCACAUGUUGUGCCAAAAGAAGAGAAUUUUUCUAUCGCUGUAUCUCGUAACGAGGAAGUGCUUAAGAAAUGUGAUUGGUGGGAGUUACCCGAAGGGCUCAUGUGCGCAUCAUGUUUGAAUCAGGUACCCAAUGUAUUUUCCACUAGAACAUUUGAUAAACGUGUGUGUAAAGCCUGUUAUAGGGGAAACUUUCCACAAACAUCGCAGGCACUAGAAGCUAAAUUAUCUAUGGUGAGAUAUCCUCCGUUCUCAACUAAAGGAGUAAACCACGUAGCUUUUGUAGGACGUCAGUCCAGAGGACAUUUCCUUACCGAAAAAAGUUUCGAUGGCUUAAAAUCAUUUGCUCGUGAAUGGAGUGAUUUCCCUUUUAGAUCAACAAAAAUACAAAACUGGGUGGGAUGCUUCGGUGCCAGAGGCUCUGGUUUGGCCACUUAUAGUGCAAUGCACGAAAAGUUGGAUAAGAAUCCGAACGGAAACACAUUCAUCCCGAUGUCCGAAUUGGUAAUCCGAUUAUGUGCCUUCCACAGACCAGGAUGUGACCACGUCACAAUUGUGUUUUACAAUUUCAAUUCAUUUUCAGUGAAGUCCCAAAAUUUGAUGGCAAUUCUUUCAGAUUUUGAAAAGGCAAAUGUCACUCUAAAAGAUGUGUCAUUCAUGUCUUAUGGGAAUUUGACAAAUUGUAAGGGCACUGUUUUUGCCCCAUUCGUGGUUGCUGGUGAUGAGAUGUCACGAAUUGUAAAGGAACGCCAAUUAACUGAUUGGAUUUCUUCGAUGAAAUUAGCAUGUAGCGCUCGAAUGUUUCCCUUAAGCUCGGGUCGAAACAAAGCCGCAUUUGACAAUGAAGAUGACGAGGACGCCCAGUGAAUGAAUAUAAUGAAGAUGACGCAAUAAUUCUUCAAUAUUUGAUUCAAUGCUAAUGCGGCCAUGUUGAAGCAGCUAUAAGUCCGCCAAGCUAUAAAUUUUUUUGUUUUCCCGUUUCAUUUGUGUUUUCCAGCUUUUGGAUACGAAGGCGAAUUUUUUGUGA
Molecule: messenger RNA, 1172 nt
Organism: Daphnia magna
Lineage: Eukaryota; Metazoa; Arthropoda; Branchiopoda; Diplostraca; Daphniidae
Exons: 8
Coding region: 248-1012 (254 amino acids)
Source: RefSeq, a predicted model, not a curated record